Molecule: messenger RNA, 6003 nt
Organism: Topomyia yanbarensis
Lineage: Eukaryota; Metazoa; Arthropoda; Insecta; Diptera; Culicidae
Exons: 1
Coding region: 1-6003 (2000 amino acids)
Biological process (GO): DNA integration
Molecular function (GO): nucleic acid binding
Source: RefSeq, a predicted model, not a curated record
AUGGAAGACUUCUCGACCAAUAACCACUGCAUGCACUGCCAGGACCCAGAUGACGUAGACGAUAUGGUGCAGUGUGAUAUUUGCCAAAUGUGGGCUCAUUUCCGUUGUGCUGGAGUUUCGGAUGAUAUUAAGGACAGCCCUUGGAGCUGCGCAAAAUGCUGCAACCAGUUGCGCAUACCAAAGCAGUCGAAAAAGACGGCCAAAAGGGCAGGGGCCAGAAGUGAAGGAGGAUCGGUGAGGAGUGCAGUAUCGGUACUGGAUGCUUCGCUACGGCAGCUGGAAGAAGAGCAGUUGUUACAGGAAAGAGCUUUAGCAGAAGAUCGCGUAUUACGGAUGAAACGCUUGGAGAUGGAACGCGUACUCAAGGAAAAAAGGCUACAGCAAGAAAAAGAGCUUUUAGAUAAGGAACAACAGCAGGAGCGGGAGCUCCAAAACCGUCUGUUAGAACAAGAGCGAGAAAUGCUGGGAAAGCGUUUGGCUGAUGAGGUAGCUUUUCAAAAAAGACGACAGGCGUUGCGUCAACAGUUUCAGGAGCAAAUGGAAUCAGUCAAGGAAUUUGCAGAUGACGAUGGAGCUGUAGGUGGUGAUGAUUUUGAAGAAAGAAGUCAGGCGAAAGGGCUUUCGAGCAAAAAGAAAGUUCAGAACUGGUUGUUCGAACAAGGCAGAACACAUGGAAAACAAGAGGAUACGAUGGUCGAUCCACGGGGAGCUUAUCCCAAAGAAUCAAGAGGGCAAGUCAUUGAAAGGAAGCCUACGAGCACUCUAUCCAUAGAGGGAAGAACGGUGGAGGAACGAGAAGAAACCGCCAACCAAGAAACGGAGGAUGAAGAUGAAAAUCAUUUCAGCAAAGGGGAGCUUGAGCGUUUUGUGAAUCUAAUAAGAGGUCUUAGGCGAAACGGGUCGGGGCAUGAACCGGUCAGGUCUACGAAGGCUCGCCAGACUGAAUCCAAACUUCUGCCUACAGUCGAAGGAGAGCCAGGAAGGUAUGAAAGGAAAAUUCAGAACUGGUUGUUUGAUCACGGCAAAUCUCAGGAAAAUCAAGAAGAUGCUAUGGUCGGUACACAGGGAGUCGUUCCCAAAGGAUCCAGAAAACAAAUCGGUUCGAAGAAGCAUACGAGCACUCUAUCUAAAAUGGGAAGAUUGAUGGAGAAACUGGAAGAAAUCGCGAAUCAAGAAACGGAGGAAGUUGAGGAAAAUGAUAGUGAUUUCAGCAGAGAGGAACUAGAACGUGUCGCGAAUCUACUAAAAAACCGUAGGCGAAACGGGUCGGGGCACGAACUGGUCGGGCCUACGAAUGCACAGCUGGCGGCUCGCCAGGCGGUAUCCAAACAUCUGCCGAUAUUCAAAGGAGAGACAGAAGUCUGGCCAAUCUUCAUUAGCAGUUUAGAGUACACCACAAAGGCGUGCGGAUUCACUAACUUGGAAAUCGUGGUGCAGGAAAUCGUAGACAAACUUCCUCCAACCUAUAAAUUGGAAUGGGUUCGCUUCAAGCGGAGCAAAAUUGGCACUCCUCUCAGAGUCUUUACGGAUUUCAUGACCGGUAUAGUUUCCGACGUGUCCGAAGUAAGCGAGUUCUCAAUCGUGGAUUCGGAAGAUCCGCCCCGCUUUAGUAAAAUGCGACCAAAGAAGGAGUUCAUGCAUGUACACACCUCCACGUCGAAUGGAAGGGAGUUGUCACCGGACAGGAAGUCCAAAUUGCUCUGUUGGCUGUGCAGAGGAGCAGAACAUAAAAUCAGGUUUUGUGAGGAGUUUAAACAGCUCAGUGUUUCGGAACGCUUCAAAGUCGCAGAACGAUUCGGUUUGUGCGUUCUAUGCUUGAACAACCACGGAAAAAACCGCUGCAACUUCAAGCUUCGCUGUAAUGUGAUGAAUUGUCAAGGCAAUCAUCAUCCGCUUCUCCACCGCGCAAGCAAUACAGUGCCGGUGGUAGAAGCUAAAUGCAAUACUCACUCUCGCUUGAGUCGUUCCGUUAUUUUCCGAAUGGUGCCCGUGACCAUACAUGCUGGAAGCACUAUGUUGGACGUCCUGGCGUUUCUGGAUGAAGGUUCGUCAGUGACUCUAAUCGAGGACGAUAUAGUCACCCAACUGAAAAUAAGCGGGGAGGCCGAACCACUGGUUGUAACUUGGACUGGAAACGUGAAACGCUACGAAAAUCAAUCGAAGAAGGUGAACUUAACGGUGUCCGCGAGAGAUGCGGCCGAAAAAUUGCCAUUGCUCAACGUGCGUACAGUAACGCAGCUUGAUUUGCCAAAGCAACGUAUAAAGUUCCAGGAAAUCGCCGAGCAUUAUCCUCAUCUGCGUGACAUACCAGUGAAGGAUUACACCCUGGAGGAGCCAAAAUUAAUGAUUGGACUGGAUAAUGUGCAUCUAUUUGCUCCCAUUGAAUCGAGGAUAGGGCAACCGGGUGACCCAAUUGGCGUGAAGUCGCUGCUAGGCUGGACGGUAUAUGGACCAGUGAAACAACAACCAUCAAUGCAAGAUGCGUAUAUGAAUCUGCAUGAUGUAAUACCUGUUACGAAUCAGGAUUUACAUGAUAUCUUGCGAAACCAGUUUGUACUGGAGGAGGCGGGUAUUUCGGCUGUAGUACCAGAGUCGGUUGAAGACGAACGAGCUCGAGCUAUCUUGAAAGCAACAACGAUUCGAGUGGAUGGUCGUUUUGAAACAGGGCUGAUUUGGCGUGCGGAUCAACGACGAUUUCCGAACAGUUAUCCAAUGGCCGAAAGGCGAAUGAAGGCGCUAGAAAGAAAACUGGAGAGAGAUCCGGAACUACACCGCAGGGUAAACCAGCAAAUACAAGACUACGAGACAAAGGGCUACGCACACAAAAUUACCGCAAAGGAGCUCUCUGAAACGGAUCCAGCGAGUGUCUGGUAUCUCCCGCUAAAUGUUGUACUGAAUCCACGAAAACCGGGAAAAUUACGUUUGGUGUGGGAUGCGGCUGCGUCGGUAAAUGGAGUUUCACUGAAUUCCGAAUUGUUGAAAGGUCCUGAUAUGCUGACAUGUCUUCCUGGCGUAAUUCAACGUUUUCGAGAACGACGUUUCGGGUUCGGUGGUGAUAUCAAAGAAAUGUACCACCAGCUUCGAAUCCGGGUUAAGGACAAGCAAGCCCAACGGUUCCUAUACCGGUUUGAUUCAGCGCAGCCUGUGCAGAUUUAUGUGAUGGAUGUGGCAACGUUUGGUUCGACCUGUUCACCCUGUUCUGCGCAGUUCGUGAAAAAUCUGAAUGCCGAAAAUUUUGAAAAACAAUAUCCGGACGCAGCAGCAGCAAUCAUCGAAAAACACUAUGUUGAUGACUAUUUCGACAGUGUGGAUACCGUCGAGGAGGCGAUUAAGCGAGCAAGCGAGGUAAGACUGAUCCACUUACAAGGGGGAUUUGAAAUUCGAAAUUGGGUUUCCAAUUCCAAAGAGUUUUUACAAGCAAUGGGCGAGCAAUGCUGUAACCACUCCAUACAUUUUCAUCAAGAUAAGGAAACAGAAAUGGAGAGAGUUUUGGGAAUUGUGUGGGACCUCAAUAGAAACGUUUUAUCCUUUUCUACAACACCGCGGGUGGAUUUUCAGUCAAUGCUCUUUGGUGCUGAGCGCCCAACGAAAAGGGCCGUUCUCAGUUGUGUCAUGGCCAAGUUCGACCCACUAGGUUUCCUAUCGCCGUUCACGAUAAUUGGAAGAAUACUAGUGCAGGACUUGUGGAGGACGGGUUGUGGAUGGGAUGAACUGAUUGAUGAUCUGUCGUUCGAAAAAUGGACCAAGUGGACUAAAAUGUUGCCAGAGAUCGCCAAAAUUCAAGUACCGAAAAGUUAUUUUGGAGAGGCACGAUCUGAUCAGUACGAGAAUCUUCAGUUGCAUGUCUUCACCGAUGCGAGUGAAAAUGUAUAUGGCUGCGUAGCAUACUUUCGGAUCCAAAUUGAUGGGGAGGUUUGCUGUGCGUUAGUAAUGAGUCGAAGCAAGGUGGCUCCACUCAAACAACUUACCAUCCCGCGGCUUGAACUGCAGGCUGCUGUGCUAGGUGCCCGAUUGGCGGAAUCUAUUCGGCGCAAUCAUAGCUUGAAAAUUAACCAACAGUUCAUCUGGACAGAUUCGCGGAAUGUCCUUUCUUGGAUCAAAUCCGACCAACGGCGAUACCGACAGUAUGUGGGCUUUCGCAUAGGUGAUAUCCUCAGUCACACUAGCGUAUCGGACUGGCGAUGGGUUCCGACGCUAAAUAAUGAAGCGGAUCGAGUAACGAAAUGGAAGCGCGGAGCGAGCUUACACUCAAAUAGCUCUUGGUUUAAGGGAGCGGACAUUCUGUUCCGCAAGGAAAUGGAAUGGCCAGAGCAGCCCGUGAUACCGGCCAACAUCAACGAAGAACUGAAAGCGCAUUUGCUUGUCCAUGAUGUCACACUAUCGUGUGCACUUUUAGACAUAUCUCGUAUCUCAAAGUGGCGAAUUCUAGUGCGUACGAUGGCGUGCGUUUAUAGAUUCGUGUCCAACUGUCGGCGGAAAAUCGAAGGCCGUCCAAUUGAAACACUGAAGGCAACAAAGAGCCAGGCGAAGUACUUGAAGAAAGUAGAUUGGAUGAUGGAGCGUAAGCCUUUGAAGCAGGAAGAGUACGAGAAAGCGGAAUACUAUCUUUUUAAGGCUGCGCAGUCGGAAGUGUACGAGGACGAACUAAAAGUGUUGUUACACAAUCGGGAACAUCCGGUGGACAGAUGGUUAACUGUAGAGACGUCCAGUCCGUUAUAUAAACUAGCUCCUCUUGUAGACGAUAAAGGGAUGGUGCGUAUGGAAGGCAGGACGAAAAACGCAGAAUUUCUGCCCUUCGAUCUUCGUUUUCCGAUUAUUUUACCAAAGGAGCAUCCUCUGACAGCAAAGCUUGUGCAACACUAUCAUGAGAAAUUUGGUCACGGAUAUCGGGAAACUGUAAAGAAUGAACUAAAACAGCGAUUCUAUGUUCACGGUAUUGGAGGAGUCGUUCAAAAGGUGGCGAAGGCUUGUGUUUGGUGUCGAGUUAAUCGUAGUCGUCCACAUACUCCAAGGAUGGCGCCUUUGCCCAUCCAACGGCUAAUCCCAUAUCAACGUCCAUUCAGCUACGUCGGUGUAGACUAUUUAGGUCCAUUCGAAGUGGUGGUAGGUCGCCGUAAGGAAAAACGCUGGAUUGUGUUGUUUACUUGCCUGGUGAUACGGGCAAUCCAUUUGGAGGUGGCCUGCAGCCUCACCACGCAAGCAUGUUUGAUGGCUAUUCGAAGAUUUGUUUGUCGUCGAGGGCCGCCUUUGGAGUUCAUCUCCGAUAAUGGAACUAAUUUUAGAGGUGCGAGCAGAGAGCUUGAGGAGAUGGUCAGAAACAUUAGUGAGGAGUGUGCCAACGAAUUUACCAGCGCUCGUGUAAAGUGGAGUUUUAAUCCUCCAGCCGCUCCACACAUGGGGGGCGUUUGGGAGAGACUGGUUCGAUCGGUAAAAGAAGCGUUGGAGGUGAUGGAUGAUGGAAGGAAACUGACCGAUGAAAUCCUUCUUACAUCAAUGAACGAAGCGGAGGAUAUGAUUAAUUCGCGGCCGCUAACGUAUGUAUCGCUGGCAAAUGAUGCUGAGAUGUUAACACCAAACCAUUUUCUUCGGGGAGUGUCCCCGAAUGAACCUCAACUAACUCCUCCUUCUCCUCAUUCGGCAGAAGCGCUGCGGAAUGCUUAUCAGCGAUCGCAGCAGCUGGCAACACAGCUGUGGAAUCGCUGGAUUAAAGAAUAUCUGCCGACCCUUAAUCAACGAACGAAGUGGUUCAAUGAGACGAAACAAUUGGAAGUCGGAGAUCUUGUUUACGUCGUUGAAGGAGAUAAACGGAAGCAAUGGGUACGUGGAGUGGUCGAGGAACUUAUUGGGUCUAGCGACGGACGAAUACGGCAAGCUUGGAUUCGUACGAGAUCGGGAACGCAUAAACGGGCUACUGCUAAGUUGGCUGUACUGGAGAUAAGAGACAGUAACACUGAUCCGGAUGCGGUCAUCGAACCAGGAUUACGGGCCGGGGAAAUGUUGUGA